GCCUUCCAAACGUAAUUUUUCACUCAAAAAAUAAAGGUACUUGUGAGAGUGAAGUCCAUUGACGAAAAAAGCAGGCGUGCUUUGACGUUUGAGGCAAGCACGAGUGCUAGAUUUGGAGCCGUUGGGUGUAAAAGGUGUUUCCAACUGGCGGUAGCCUUCUUUCCCAAAAGCCCAGCUCGGCACUCUCCACCGCCCCGCUUCUUCUCACCGCUGUCCGCUAAACCCUACAAGCUACAACUCCAAGCAUGCCUCCAAAAGCUGCUAAAUCCAAGGAAGUACCAUCCGAGAGGCCCGUCCUUGGCCGAUUCUCUUCUCACCUGAAGAUCGGAAUCGUGGGAUUGCCAAAUGUGGGCAAGUCUACCCUUUUCAACACCCUCACGAAGCUUUCAAUUCCUGCUGAGAACUUUCCCUUUUGUACAAUCGAACCUAAUGAAGCCCGAGUUAAUGUCCCUGACGACCGCUUCGACUGGCUUUGCCAAUUGUACAAGCCCAAAAGUGAGGUAUCAGCUUUCUUAGAAAUUCAUGACAUUGCGGGACUGGUCAGAGGUGCCCAUCAAGGGCAAGGGUUGGGCAAUAGCUUCUUGUCUCACAUCCGUGCAGUUGAUGGCAUUUUUCAUGUUUUACGUGCGUUUGAAGAUUCAGACAUCAUCCAUGUUGAUGACUCUGUAGAUCCUGUAAGGGAUUUAGAGACUAUUAGUGCAGAGUUACGGUUAAAGGAUGUUGAAUUUAUUGAAAAGAAGAUAGAGGAUCUUGCAAAGAGCAUGAAGAGGAGUAAUGACAAGCAGUUAAAAAUAGAGCUUGAAUUGUGUCAAAAGGUCAAGGAAUGGGUUGAAGAUGGAAAAGAUGUUCGCCUAGGGGACUGGAAAGCAGCUGAUAUUGAGAUAUUGAAUACUUUUCAAUUGCUUAGUGCCAAGCCUGUUGUUUAUUUGGUUAACAUGACUGAGAAAGACUACCAAAGAAAAAAGAACAAGUUUUUGCCAAAGAUUCAUGCUUGGGUGCAAGAACAUGGAGGUGAACCAAUCAUUCCUUUCAGUGGAGUGUUUGAGAGAAACCUUGUUGAUAUGGAACCUAAAGAAGCAGCACAGUAUUGCGAGGAAAACAAGGUACAAAGUGCUCUUCCAAAGAUCAUCAAGACUGGUUUCUCAGCAAUUAAUCUCAUAUACUUUUUCACAGCUGGCCCUGAUGAGGUGAAAUGCUGGCAAAUUAGACGGCAAACAAAGGCUCCUCAAGCUGCAGGAGCCAUUCAUUCUGAUUUUGAGAGAGGAUUUAUUUGUGCUGAGGUCAUGAAAUUUGAAGAUCUGAAGGAGCUUGGCAGUGAAGGAGCUGUUAAGGCUGCUGGAAAAUAUAGGCAGGAGGGGAAAACUUAUAUGGUCCAAGAUGGAGACGUAAUAUUUUUCAAGUUUAAUGUUUCUGGAGGUGGGAAGAAGUGAAAGAGUGUUUACUUGAGACAGGAGUCAAUAGUCGAGUGUGAGCACCCAUUCUUUUGAUGUAUGAGCUGCUUUUGUGGCAUAUCAAUAGGAAGAAGGAUUAAUAUAUACUAUGCCUCCUUAUUUGAGCACUAGCUGUUUUGUAGAAGAAACUUAUUUGCAUCCAUCACUUACAAUAUAUAAUUUAAAUAUAAUAAUUCAAGU
Molecule: messenger RNA, 1631 nt
Organism: Durio zibethinus
Lineage: Eukaryota; Viridiplantae; Streptophyta; Magnoliopsida; Malvales; Malvaceae
Product: obg-like ATPase 1
Cellular component (GO): cytoplasm
Molecular function (GO): GTP binding; ATP binding; ATP hydrolysis activity
Source: RefSeq, a predicted model, not a curated record